GCCAGUCACUCGCUCAACUUGGUUGAAGAUGAAUCUAGCAAAGGCAUAAUAUUUGUUUGUACAUAACCGCCGUUUCCUCGCUGAUAGAGAUACACUAUACGCGAAUCUCUGCAUCGGAAAGCUUGUGUUGAAUAUUCCUGUGUUAGUGACGCCGCUGCUGGUGUAGCUUCCAGUCCUCCGCGUGAGCUCAACAUGUCUGCGGAGGAAGCGGACAAACAAAACACCGAUGCUAGCGCUGGAGACGAGGAGGAGGAAUGGCUGUACGGAGAUGAGCCUGAGGGCAAAGAGGAGGACGAGGAAGCCAAACUGAACGCUGCAGUCAGUGCACCUGCUGAUGCUUUAACAGAGGAUGCACACGCUACAGGGAAUGGAGUAGCCUCUGAGGCGACAGGUGAGGGUGAAGGUGAUGCCGACGGUGACGGUGCAGCAGCGGGUGAGGAUGUGGAAAGUGACAGCGACAGUGACGACGACGACGACGAUGUCCGCGUCACCAUUGGCGACAUCAAAACGGGAGCACCACAGUACACAACUUAUGGAGCUCCACCUGUCAAUCUCAACAUCAAGACAACAGGCUCCAGACCGUAUGGACAUGCCUCCAAGUUGAAGGGAGUGGAUCUGGACGCUCCUGGUAACAUCAACGGGGUCCCAGUGCUGGAGGCGGAUGUGGAGUCCUUUGAAGAGAAACCCUGGAGAAAGCCAGGAGCGGAUCUGUCAGACUACUUUAACUACGGCUUCAAUGAAGACACAUGGAAGGCUUAUUGUGAAAAACAGAAGAGACUGCGCAUGGGCCUGGAGGUCUCUACUAUCGGCUCGGUGACAAGCAAGAUCACUGUUCAGCAAGGCAGGACGGGGAACGACAAGGACAUGUCCAGUUUGCCCAUUCACACGUCGAAGCCAGACUUCACGUCUCCUCUCAACAUGUACAACCCCCCUAUCAAUCAGAUCCCCAGGAUCUCUCCCCCUCAGUGGCCCCCAGGUCCGCCUCCUCCGGACAUGUCCUAUUAUACGAAGACGAGUGGUACUAUAGAUGUGAUCGGUGGAGGAACGGCCACCAUCAGCAGGGUUGAAGGGCGCCGCAGACACAACCUAGAAGGCAACAAUAUCCAGGUGAUCGCCGAACAAACGGACGCCGAUCCGACUCCAGCUAAGAUUCCCACCUUCUUCCCUCCUGGAUCACUUCCUCCAAACAUCCCCCCGCCUCCGUUCCUCCCACCGCCACCCAAUGUCAACGCUGCACCCCCGCUCAUCCCACCACCCAGGUUGCCCAUUACUGUUCCUCCUCCUGGUUUCCCCCCUCCACCUAGCGGCCCCCCUCCCACCAUUAUCCCCUCUAUGGACAGUGGCCACCCCGGAGGUUAUGAUGGACGCCCUGUCCCCCCCUACCCAUUCCCUCAAGGCGCAUACCCUCCUCCCAUGUCUGGAGGCGUGCCUCCCCCCUGGCCCCCCAUGAUGGACAACUCUAAACCCUGGGACUACUAUGCCCGUCGAGACGACAAGCGAGAGAAGGAGAGGGAGAGGCCCAGAGAGAGGACACAUGAGCGGGAGAGAGAGAGGGAGCACAGCCCUUCAGCUAUAAGCUACACAAGCGAUGAGGAGCGGUUUCGAUACCGCGAGUACCAGGAGCGUGGCAGUGGUGGUGGUGGUGGUGGUGGUAGCGGCGGUGGCGGCGGCGGUAGUGGCGGUGGCGGCAGUGGUGGCGGCGGCGGCGGCAGCGGCUACGUGGAGCGGCACCGUGAGCGGUCGAGCCGAGAGAAGGAGGAAAGACACAGAGAGAGAAGGCACCGAGAGAAGGAGGAGGGACGCCACAAGUCCUCUCGCAGCAGCAGCAGCAGGCGGCGGCACGACAGCGAGGAGACCGACAGCCACCGGAGGCACAAACACAAGAAGAGCAAGAGGAGCAAGGAGGGAAAAGAGCCGAGCGAGGAAAUCAGCGCAGACCAAGAGAACCAGGAGGUCAUGGAGUAGUGAUCGCCACCUUGCCUUUUUUCAUUUUUUUUCUUUCAUGUCCCCCCCACUUCUGUCUCUGGGUCCUCCAUGUCUCCCAACAAGAUGAGAAAGAAAGGAAAGGGGGGUUGGGGAGGGAUGUGCACAGACCAACAAGAGCAGAGAGUCGCAGAGUGGUCGAUGGGCCCUGUCACUCCUCUCUCCAUCAAUCACAAUCCUCCUCCAUCCGGCUGCCGUUCAUCCUCACCGUCACCUCAAGUGGGAACGGAUGCAGCAGAGGAGGUGGUAAAGGAAGGGUGGUCGUCUUGUUUGCUCCAUUCGUCUUUCCAUCAUGCGCUGACAGCAGUCAAGGCGUCAAUCUGUCAGCCCCCCCCCCCCCCAACUCUCGUUGCUCCCCCCCCACCCGCCUCCUCCCAGAGCACCGUUGUAACGAUUAAGUCAUGCGCAGAUUUCACUGUAUAGUCCCAAUGAUCAGCAGAUUUAGCUCUUUUUUUCUGUCAUUUGUUUGUUUGGUCCUGUAUGAAGACAUUAGUCAAUUUGAGUUGAAUAAAAAACAAACACUUUUGAUAGGA
Pseudoliparis swirei is the source of this 2516-nucleotide messenger RNA. RefSeq names its product FIP1 like 1b (S. cerevisiae) (gene fip1l1b). The record is from RefSeq and is a predicted model, not a curated record. NCBI's taxonomy places the organism in Eukaryota, Metazoa, Chordata, Actinopteri, Perciformes, Liparidae. The transcript is spliced from 16 exons. The coding region runs from base 193 to 1965 and encodes 590 amino acids. Gene Ontology annotation, molecular function: RNA binding. Gene Ontology annotation, cellular component: mRNA cleavage and polyadenylation specificity factor complex.